Messenger RNA from Scleropages formosus (Asian bonytongue), 1251 nucleotides. Its product is annotated as PR domain zinc finger protein 12-like. The record is from RefSeq and is a predicted model, not a curated record. Gene Ontology annotation, biological process: regulation of gene expression; neurogenesis. Lineage: Eukaryota; Metazoa; Chordata; Actinopteri; Osteoglossiformes; Osteoglossidae. The transcript has 5 exons. Bases 130 to 1251 code for a protein of 373 amino acids. Gene Ontology annotation, cellular component: nucleus. Gene Ontology annotation, molecular function: histone methyltransferase binding.
CUCACUUUGAUCGCCACUUGCCAGAAUUAGUCUGAACGUUUCUUUUUUUUCUUUUUCCUCCUUCUUUGAUUCCCCCGUAAGUCAUACUUUUUCAUUUUGCGCGAGAGCGAACGUGUGCGCGCCGCGGCCAUGGGCUCGGUUCUGCCCGCAGAGGCUCUGGUGCUGAAGUCUGGAUUUAAGCAGCAGAGCAGCGUGUCCCUGUCCGACAUCAUCACCUCCGACAUCCUGCACAGCUUUCUGUACGGCCGCUGGAGGAACGUGCUGGGCGAGCACCUCUUCGAGGAGAAGAGCACCGGCGCGAGCCCCAAGACCGCCUUCACCGCCGAGGUGCUCGCGCAGUCCUUCUCGGGAGAGGUCCAGAAGCUGUCCAGCCUCGUGCUGCCGAGCGAAGUGAUCAUUGCCCAGAGCUCCAUUCCCGGAGAGGGCCUCGGCAUCUUCUCCAAGACGUGGAUCAAAGCUGGCACGGAGAUGGGCCCUUUCACCGGCCGGGUGAUCUCCCCCGAGCACGUGGACCUCUUCAAAAACAACAACCUCAUGUGGGAGGUGUUCAAUGAGGACGGCACCGUGCGCUACUUCAUCGACGCAAGCCAGGAAGACCACCGCAGCUGGAUGACUUACAUCAAAUGCGCACGCAACGAGCAGGAGCAGAAUCUGGAGGUGGUGCAGAUUGGCAGCAGCAUUUUUUACAAAGCAGUGGAGACCAUCCCCCCAGAUCAGGAGCUGCUGGUGUGGUAUGGAAACUCCCACAACACAUUUUUGGGAAUCCCUGGUGUCCCAGGCGCAGAGGACGAGCAUCAGAAGAAAACUAAAAGCGACGAUUUCCAUCUUUCCGACGGCUCCUCGUCCUCAUCCUCGUCGUCCUCCUCCUCCUCAUCGACCGCCAGCCGCAUGCGCUGCGUCAUCUGCCACCGCGGCUUCAACUCCCGCAGCAAUCUGCGCUCCCACAUGCGCAUCCACACGCUGGACAAGCCCUUCGUCUGCCGCUUCUGCAACCGCCGUUUCAGCCAGUCGUCCACCCUGCGCAACCACGUGCGCCUGCACACGGGCGAGCGCCCCUACAAGUGCCAUGUUUGUCAGAGCGCCUACUCCCAGCUGGCGGGCCUGCGGGCGCACCAAAAGAGCGCCAGGCACCGGCCUGCGAGCACGGGUUCCGUGGUGGCGCUGCAGGCGCACUCCCCGACGCCGCCACAGAUGGCCCCUGUGCCCCACCCAGCCUCCCUGGUGCACCACAUCCCCACCAUGGUGCUGUGA